This is a messenger RNA of Alnus glutinosa, 802 nucleotides long. RefSeq names its product G-type lectin S-receptor-like serine/threonine-protein kinase At1g67520. Gene Ontology annotation, molecular function: protein kinase activity; ATP binding. Bases 1 to 675 code for a protein of 224 amino acids. The transcript is spliced from 4 exons. Gene Ontology annotation, biological process: protein phosphorylation. The record is from RefSeq and is a predicted model, not a curated record. NCBI's taxonomy places the organism in Eukaryota, Viridiplantae, Streptophyta, Magnoliopsida, Fagales, Betulaceae.
AUGGCUCAUAGAGAGGAGACUUCAAGAUAUGAUCUAUUGUUAUUUGAUUUCAGUACUGAACUUCAUGGAAUCAUUGAUGGAACAAACACUAUAGAUAAUGUGAAUAUAAGAAGGAAGAAGGAUGGUGAGUUACCGGUGUUCAGUUAUGAUAGUGUAUUAGCUGCAACUAAUAAUUACUCAGCUGUCAAUAAGCUUGGACAAGGAGGUUUUGGACCAGUCUACAAGGGGAAAUCAUUUAGAGGGCAAGAAAUUGCAGUAAAGAUGCUUUCAAAAAGAUCUGGACAGGGGCUUGAGGAGUUUAGAAAUGAGACAAUACUAAUUGCCAAACUCCAGCACAGAAAUCUUGUCAGACUCUUAGGCUGCUGUAUUGAGCGAGAUGAAAAAAUGUUAAUAUAUGAGUACAUGCCCAAUAAAAGUUUGGAUUUCUACCUCUUUGAUCAAACCAAGAAAAGGAUGUUAGAUUGGGGGACACGCAUACACAUUAUUGAAGGGAUUGCUCAAGGGCUUCUUUAUCUUCAUCAAUAUUCAAGGUUACAGAUCAUACAUAGAGAUCUAAAACCCAGUAACAUUCUAUUGGAUAGUGAAAUGAAUCCGAAAAUAUCAGAUUUUGGGAUAGCUCGAAUAGUUGGAGACAACGAAACACAAACAAACACACAUCGAAUUGUCGGAACUUAGUAAGUAUUUCACAUCUAAGAUUUGCAAAGAAAGCUCUUGGGAAUAUCACAAUUGUUACUACAAUAUUUUUACAAAUUGAUGUGACCGUUUAUAAUUGAUAAAAUAAUUAAGAGUGUAUAGUUGACAA